Salvia miltiorrhiza (redroot sage) is the source of this 2747-nucleotide messenger RNA. Its product is annotated as sterol 3-beta-glucosyltransferase UGT80B1-like. The transcript is spliced from 15 exons. Gene Ontology annotation, biological process: carbohydrate metabolic process. NCBI's taxonomy places the organism in Eukaryota, Viridiplantae, Streptophyta, Magnoliopsida, Lamiales, Lamiaceae. Bases 538 to 2544 code for a protein of 668 amino acids. The record is from RefSeq and is a predicted model, not a curated record. Gene Ontology annotation, molecular function: UDP-glycosyltransferase activity; hexosyltransferase activity.
AAAUCAAAAUAUAAAUUGUGGGUGAUGUUGGUGGCAUUCGUAACAAAGUCUGAAUAUUCCUUAUUGCAGCAGCCAUGAGAAUCUCUCCAGCCCUAAAUCACAUAGGGAUUGGGCCUCCCAUAACUAACCAUCACCUUCAUCAUUUCCUCUUCAAUCAAUCUGAAUAAUCAUUCCUUUUUAAACCCUAAUCUUUAUUUGUUUGUAGGGGUUUUACGUAACCACCUCCUUCGCUUGCAAGGUAUUGGUAUUGUUUCCCACGAAAUUAUUUACGCCGUUUUCUCCAUUUUGUCACACUAAACUCCUGUAAAUAUAGCAGCUGCCUUUGCUGGCAAUUAGUUUAAUACUGUAUAGUACCUGCUGCCAUUACGCUUUCUACGCCUACGACCAUCGGCGCCAAUUUAUGUAAAUUAAAGACAGACCCCUUUUUGCCAUAUUGUAAAAAUUCGCUUGCAUUCAUCCGACGGCCAACAGAGCUUGAAGCUUCUUGUACAAGAUUCCGCAGAAGGUAUUCAAUUUUGUUGGAGUAAUCUGGAUGAAAUGGAUGGUAACGGGAUUGACAAUGAUACAAAAGCUUUAGAAACUGGGGUAGAGAGAAGCCAAGAGGAGUCUAAUAGUACAAAUCAAAUUCAUGAUUGUGAUGUGACACUUACAUUGAGAGAGAGACAAGACGAGGGGGACAGUAUCGAUGGAAGUUCUAAUGACCGACCAGAUAAUCAGUAUAUGGAUGGUGAGUUUGAUUUGCCUUUGACACCUCUGGCCAACAUUCGACAAACAAAUUUGUCUCAGUCAUCAUCUGCGGUAGAGGUGUCUUCGGUGAAUGAUCUCAGUCUUAGUCCAUUGUCUCGGGUGCGCAAAGGAUUGGACCAUUGCAUUACAGCACCUGUGCAGAGAAACCUCUUCAUUGAAAAUGAAGAGCUUGCAUUCUCGCGGUCUAUGACUGAGAAGAGAAUGGCUAGUCCAUUGUCAGCUCUAAAGUUGGAUAGACUCUCAGAACGUCAGAAGAAAAAGUUAAUUGUGGAGAUAGUGAAGAUCCAACGGGAUGGAACUGUGGAGGUUGACCUCACUAAGGAUUCUCCUGUAGCUUCAGAGUUAUUAGAGCUCCAACAGUUUGAUAGAGUUCCUUCUACUAUUGAUUAUAUUGUUACCGAUCAUAAUAAAUCAGUUCCAAAACUGAAGAUUGCAGUGCUUGUAGUUGGAACAAGAGGAGAUGUACAGCCAUUCCUUGCUGUUGCAAGGAGACUUCAGGCAUAUGGUCAUCAUGUAAGGUUGGCAACUCAUUCCAAUUUCCGCGGAUUUGUAAAGUCAGCUGGGGUGGACUUUUACCCACUUGGUGGUGAUCCUCGUAUUUUGGCUGGAUAUAUGGCCAGAAACAAAGGUCUUAUUCCAUCAGCACCAGGAGAAAUUGCUAUACAACGUAAACAAAUAAAGGCCAUUAUUGAAUCUCUGCUUCCAGCCUGCACAGAACCAGAUCUUAUAACUGGCGAACCUUUUAGGGCUCAGGCAAUUAUUGCAAAUCCUCCUGCUUACGGACAUGCACAUGUGGCUGAAGCUCUUGGUGUUCCCAUGCAUAUUUUCUUCACAAUGCCAUGGACGCCUACAUAUGCAUUUCCUCACCCAUUAGCACGUGUACCUCAAAGUGCAGGAUACUGGCUCUCGUAUAUUCUUGUGGACUUACUGAUAUGGUGGGGCAUAAGAGGACUUAUUAAUGAGUUCAGGAGAAAUAAACUGAAGCUUCCUCCUAUUGCAUACUUCAGCUCAUAUCAUGGGUCGAUUUCUCAUCUACCGACAGGCUACAUGUGGAGUCCACAUGUUGUACCCAAGCCAAAUGACUGGGGGAACCAGGUUGAUGUUGUUGGUUACUGUUUUUUGAACCUUGGAUCAAAGUAUCAACCAUCUGAAGAAUUUUCUGAGUGGAUACAGAAGGGAUCUCAACCAAUUUAUAUUGGGUUUGGAAGCAUGCCUCUGGAUGAUUCAAACAAAACUACUAAGACAAUCUUGGAGGCUUUAGAGAUUACAGGGCAAAGAGGAAUAAUUGAUCGAGGCUGGGGAGACCUUGGUAAUUAUUCAAAUAUUCCCGAGAAUGUCUUCGUGAUUGUGGAUUGCCCUCAUGACUGGUUGUUUCCUCUGUGCUCUGCUGUGGUUCAUCAUGGUGGAGCUGGGACUACAGCAACUGGACUAAAAGCUGGGUGUCCAACGACCAUUGUCCCAUUCUUCGGGGAUCAGUUUUUCUGGGGUGAGGUAAUCUACCAGAAAGGACUCGGACCUGCUCCGAUUCCCAUAUCACAGCUAACUGUUGAAUCCCUCACAGAAGCUAUAAGAUUGAUGCUGCAGCCAGAGGUGAAAUCUCGAGCAAUGGAAAUAGAAGCUCGUAUAGAAAAUGAAGAUGGCGUUGGAGCUGCAGUGGAUGCUUUUCACCGUAACUUGCCAGCAGAGGUUCCAUUACCGCCGCCAUCACCGCCUCCGGAGAAGGAUGACGGCCCAAAUCCUCUACAAUGGUUCUUCACUCAGAUUGGUAGGAUCUGCUGCUUGCCUUGUGGUUCUUAGAUUUUGUUACGAUGUUUCAUUGUACAUAGGCUACUUAUUAGGUUAUUAUUCAUUUAUUUUUUUUGCGUUGGUAUUUGAUUACUAAAUCUGUGUGUUGUGAUAGCAAGAAUAUUUUCACCCUACAAUUUUUCCCUCAAGAGAUAUAGAUGUAAUUUACAUCGUUACUAAUAAUCAUAAUAUUGUACUCUAUCUUUUAUUCGAAA